Messenger RNA from Terrapene triunguis (Three-toed box turtle), 727 nucleotides. It is a transcript of the gene FKBP11, whose product is annotated as FKBP prolyl isomerase 11. Gene Ontology annotation, molecular function: peptidyl-prolyl cis-trans isomerase activity. The record is from RefSeq and is a predicted model, not a curated record. The transcript is spliced from 4 exons. The coding region runs from base 406 to 705 and encodes 99 amino acids. NCBI's taxonomy places the organism in Eukaryota, Metazoa, Chordata, Testudines, Emydidae.
CCUGCAGUUGUGUCCCCUUCCCAGGAGCGGCACAGGGCAGAACUCCAGCCCUUCUGCCCCCUUUGCCCUUCACGCGGCUUUGUUCCCACGUCUGCCCCCCGCCCUGCUGUGCCCGCUCGCCCCCGCUGCCCACCCCGGGGAGGCCGAGGGUCCGGGCCGGCGUCCCCAUGGCAGGGCCCUUUGCGUGUCUGUCAGGGGUGGCGCAGCAGGCGCUCCCGCGCCCGAGCUGGCCCUGGUCUGGCGGCAGGGUGCCCGCGCUGGGGGUUACCUGCGUGUGUCAAUGUCUCCCCGCAGGGCAGCUUGGAGGAUGGGCGGAUCAUCGACACCUCGCUCUCGCGGGACCCCCUGCAGGUGGAGCUGGGUAAAAAACAGGUGAUCCCUGGCUUGGAGCAAAGCUUGCUAGACAUGUGCGUUGGGGAGAAGCGGAGGGUGAUCAUCCCGCCUCAGCUGGCUUACGGCAAGCGAGGAUCCCCACCUGCUGUCCCAGCUGACGCCGUGCUGCAGUUCGACGUGGAGCUGGUUGGCCUCUCCCGGGCCAGCUACUGGCAGAAGGUGACGAAUGACGUGCUGCCCCUGCUCUGCAUCGGGCUGAUCCCGGCUCUGCUGGGCCUGAUUGGCUACCACCUCUACCACAAGGCCAGCAGCUCCCGGGGGGCCAAGAAGAGGCUCAAGGAGGAGAAGAGAAACAAGGCCAAAAAGAAAUAAACGUCCCCUCCCCACAGUAUCA